This is a messenger RNA of Pseudovirgaria hyperparasitica, 1608 nucleotides long. RefSeq lists its product as uncharacterized. The record is from RefSeq and is a predicted model, not a curated record. The transcript is spliced from 3 exons. NCBI's taxonomy places the organism in Eukaryota, Fungi, Ascomycota, Dothideomycetes, Acrospermales, Acrospermaceae. The coding region runs from base 307 to 1326 and encodes 339 amino acids.
GAUCUGAACACGGAUGUUCAUCACUCUCGAUCCCCUACGACCGCCUAGCCGAAUAAAAGUAUCUAUUGAAUCCCGGUGACCGAUGAUUACCCAGCUUUUUACAUGAAAUAUAAAAGGUAGUUUCUAAACGUGCGCCUAAGGCACGAAGAUUAGUCUGACCUUCCUCCGCAACCUACAACACCCGUGGACACUACCUAUUUCGGAGUCACGCAGAAGACAUAGCGUUUGUCGCAGUCGUGAAAGACAUUCUAUAUGCGUCCCAAUGAGCCAUAAACUUGAACCGCGCGUCAGUGUUAUCUCCAGACUAUGGCUGCACAGCAAAGACCCAGUGGACGACGAGGUCCACCGUCCGGGGGUGGCAGUCGAUGGCGCGAGUUUUCUCAGCUUAAUCGUCUCAAACCAGUGGUCACUGAUCCAUUGGAAGAGUAUGGGUUACCUUCGAAAGGAGAGACAAGACUUCAUACGUUCAACAAGCAAGAGGAGUUCUAUAAGACAAUUGUGACGCGUUACAUGCAACUAUGUGCUGAAUCUGGCGGUGGUGAUGAGUUGACAAACCUAUUUGCAGCGAUAUCGCUGGUCCCCGUCGAAGACACAGGUGAAAGCGAAAGCAGUGGUAUCUCUGCCUGCUCAUCGUCCAGCUCUGUUACAUCCUCUCGUCCUGUAUCGGCCCACUCGAACACAACGACGUUCUCGAUGUCAUCUCGACAGGAACCACAAGGCAAACGAACACUGACUGUGGAGCUCAACAUGAUCCUCUCAGCGAUGCGUAAACUCCGUGAAGCUAUAGUAGCAUCGCACCGUGUCGACAACUUCGCUCAACGAGCAUACAUCUUCAUAAUACACGCCUCUAUACUUGUACAGUCCUUCGAGUCAUAUCAUCCGGCCCUUCUAUAUCUCUUGAAACACAUCCAUCCUCGCUCUCCGCUCUCAGAGCCUGAGCUCCACGAGUUCGCGGGCUACUACAUCCUUGACCAAGCCUGUCGGCUCAGUGACAUCACAGCUGCACACGCAACAAGGAUUGAAUACCAGUACCGCGAUAGAAGAGUAGAGGGGGUCCUGAGAGCGCUCACAACCGAUAAUUGGGUCAGAUUCUGGAAGCUAAGAAGAGCUAUCGAUGGCUAUCAGGCCAAGUUGCUUGCUCCCGCCGAGGACAGAAUGAGACUCCACGUCCUGAAAUGCUUUGGACGAAGCUAUAUCAGCGUGGAAAAGCCUUUUGUGGAACGGAGUGUGGAAGCGACCUGGGACGAGUUGGUAGGGCAAGGUGUAGGCUGGCAGUUGGACGAGUCGACGAACAAGGUUGUGAUCAGGCGUCCUAAGGCGAAGUGAGCAGAUGACCCGGUAUCGCCUAGCACUGCUACAUGGACCAUGUUCUGCAAUGUCCAUCGAAUAAUACUCUCUCGGUUGACAAAAUACCGCCUUUGCCACAAUCCAUCGAGGAUGCUUGAAUCAUGACAGAACGGUGUUUGCAUUUAUACAACUCCAACGAUGGUCAUUAAGCCUCGUCUUCAUUCUCGUCUACGUCUGUAACGUCAUCCUCCUCCUCCUCCUCCUCCUCCUCCUCCUCCUCCUCCAAUUCCACGCCCCCCGCAUCCUCAUCCCACUCGUCGU